This is a messenger RNA of Penicillium nucicola, 4023 nucleotides long. RefSeq lists its product as uncharacterized. Gene Ontology annotation, cellular component: RAVE complex. The record is from RefSeq and is a predicted model, not a curated record. Bases 1 to 4023 code for a protein of 1340 amino acids. Gene Ontology annotation, biological process: vacuolar acidification. The transcript has 6 exons. Lineage: Eukaryota; Fungi; Ascomycota; Eurotiomycetes; Eurotiales; Aspergillaceae. Gene Ontology annotation, molecular function: protein binding.
AUGCGAGCGGUACUGCCGGGGAGACCCCCAGCGAAGCUCCAGUCGUUCAGUACAGCGCUGUGGGACGGUCUACGUGUUGUUGCAUACAUCUCCGGCCACGCGCUAGUUAUCCUCGGCGGUCCGCAGAAGCUCAUACAAACAAUUUAUGUCGACGAUACCGAUGCCCUUGAAGCUAUAGCUUUCGAGGAGACCUCCGGGAGGAUUGCUGUCUGUGGAGGUCCCGAUGUAUUCGUGUACCAGCCGUAUGGCAUCCAGGGCGAGACAUUGAAGUGGUCUCUCCUUUACACGUUUCGCGCCGGCGAUGACGACGAACCGAUCUAUACACUAUCGUGGGGUUCCGCGAACGAGCUUCUAGUGGGCAAUUCCAGGCUCGCCCUCUGGUUUUUGAAUGACGAACCACGCCUAGUAUGGAAGCGCCAGCUUGCGACACCAGUGAAAUUCGCACAAUUCUCCCCGGACUCAGCUUUGAUUGUUACAAUAGGCAAAUACGACCGCUUGGCCAAGAUAUGGAGGCGGCUUGCGUUUGGCGCGGACGAGGUCCGCUUUGAGGUCUCGUAUCUCCCGCACCCGAAUGUUGUGACUGGGAUACACUGGCGAAUGCCGCGACAUCCUGAUCAAUCUAUGGAUAAUGUUCUCUACACAUUUUGCGCCGAUAAUAAGAUUCGGGUGUGGGCUGUAACGGAUCACCAUGCGCUCUCGCCGCUACAGUUCUGGGCUGCAAUUGAUAUGGGAGAGUCGGUUCAACCUAGACAUGCCUUGGGUGACAAACAGGGACCACAACGCCGGUAUGGGUUUAUCUUGGAUGGCCGCGACUUUUGUGCUGCAACUGAGCGCGCUAUCCAGAGGACCACGGGGAAUAAAGAGAACCAUGCAUUGGAGCAUAUCAUUGAAGUUGCGAACAAGGCGCCGGAGAUCUGUGUUGUGAUUGAUGGUCAAGGUCAUAUGUCCGCCUGGGCCUUGGAAGACGUUGGUUCUAAGGCAAAGACCAAGCUGAGUGUCUUCAAUAUCCUCCAUGUGGAGGGGUUGGAGCUCGGAUUUGCUACUAAUAGGCCGCCGCAAGAAGACUAUGCUCAAAUCCAUGCGUUCCAAAAUACCUCCUCUGAUGACACGUUAAGCAUUCUGGUUCAUCACUUUGACGGCCGUAUUGAGUGGUAUGACUCCCAUGUCGAUGUUCUCUUUGACCCUGCACCUCGAACAAAACGAAUCAAACAAACUGCGUCUUGGUCAGGUCACACAGCUCCUGUCAAGAAAAUUGUCAGAAACGCCAUUGGAGAUACACUUGUGUCUCGUACCAACGAGAAUAAAGCAACGGUAUGGAAACAACGGCACCAUGACGGUGGAUCACGAUUGAACCAUAAAAGCGUGGUGCUCUCUGACGAGCAUAUCCACCGGACAUGUGUAUUGGAGAAUAGCAGUCUCCUUGUCAACCUUCACCAUAAUGGCAUUUCGCUGUGGGAUUAUAGCUCUUACCAUGCAAAGAAAGUGGCUUCAUUGCCAUUCACCCGGGAUAACAAGCCGCUCUGUGUCCUCCCAAUUCCUAGCACGGAUAUCACUCCAGGCAUUGCAUAUGUAGCGACUAUCUGGGCAGAUAUGCAUGGCAUCGCAUGGGAAAUCAAGUGGCCAUCUAAGGGCAGUCAGAACAAAUCUGGAAGUGACGCAGUUUAUCAUCUCCGAGAGCUCUGUGAAUUUGACAUGGGCUUGAAAGAAGACGUCGCAUACAUCCUUCCUGUGGACCCGGCCGGCCCCAAAGCCAAGCACUCUGGCUUCUUCGAUGCCUUUUCCGCCGAUAUCGCUCUCUCAUAUACAUACAGCGGUGUUGUGCGUACCUGGACCGCCAAGGUUGAUCCUGUAAACGCAAAGGCCGAAUGGCUGCUGCAGUCCACAGUUGACACUGGCAUCAUCAACCCUUCUCUGGCUAGUGGAAGCUCCAUUCGAAAGGCAGCUUUGGUAGACGAAGAUCGGACUCGCCUCACCAUUUGGGAUACAAACAAUGCUCAAUUGGAAUUUGAGGAACGGUUCGCUUCACAUGAUAUCAUUAGGGAUCUUGACUGGACCUCAACACCCGACAAACAAUCCAUCUUGGCUGUGGGAUUCCCGCACAAGGUUGUUCUUCUUUCACAGCUUCGUUACGAUUAUCUUGACUCCCGACCAUCAUGGACUCAGGUUCGGGAGAUCUGGAUCCGGGAUCUCACGCCUCACCCCAUAGGAGACUCUUGCUGGUUGAACAAUGGCCAUUUGGUCAUAGGUGCUGGUAAUCAGCUCUUUGUUUGGGAUAAGGAUAUUGAUGUUGGAGACCGUCUUGUGUCUGAGCUUCGAAUGCCGCCCCGGGGACUUCCGUCGGUCGAUAUGUUUGAUGUCGUGAGCCGGCUCAAUGGUCCACUACCUGUGUUCCAUCCACAAUACUUGGCACAGUGUAUUUUGGCUGGGAAGACCACUUUAGUGCAUUCAAUUCUGCUGAGCCUGCAUCGAAAAUUGAAGUUCUACACCCAGGGUGACGAACUAGAUGGUUUCUUAGAGAUGCCAGUUGAAUAUUUCUACGAAGAAGAAGGCUCCCAGCAAGCAGUCUCAAAAGAAAUGCGCUCCUCCUUCAUGGAUUCCUCCGAUUACCAGGAGUCAUCUGUUAUCGAUGAAACUACGGCGACUGCACUUAACGAGAACCUGGCACGCAUUGCUCUCCCACAACUCUCCAGUCACGAGCAGUUCCGCCUGGCUGAUACCAUUGAAUGUGUUGCGAUGGUCGAAAAGCACAGACGAUCGAUGGACGAUAAUGCAGCGCGAUACCUUCUGUUCUUCCGACAGCACAUGUUGCGACGGUCCCAAGGAGUUGCCAACAAAGAUACUGUCUCAUGGCGAGAGAUUGUAUGGGCUUAUCAUAGCAGCAGUCAAGACAUCCUCACAGAUCUUGUAUCACGACAAUUCAAUGGAAAGUUGACAUGGAAGGCUGCUCGUGAGAGUGGUCUUUUCAUGUGGCUCUCGGAUCCGGCAGCUGUCAAAACACAACUUGAGAUCCUGGCUCGGUGCGAAUACACCAAGACAGAAGAGCGGAAUCCCAUCGACUGCACUUUAUACUACCUGGCUCUUGGGAAGAAAAGCGUUCUCCAGGGCCUCUGGCGCAUUGCGCACUGGAACCGUGAACAAGCAGCCACCCAGCGUCUGUUGGCAAAUGAUUUCAAAGAACAACGAUGGAAGACAUCUGCUCUCAAGAAUGCCUAUGCAUUGCUUGGGAAGCGCCGAUUUGAAUAUGCCGCAUCUUUCUUCCUUCUGGCAGACCACUUACGUGAUGCUGCAAACGUGAUCAUGAACCAGAUGGGUGACCUCCAGCUUGCGAUCGCCAUCACGCGAGCAUAUGAAGGAGACAAUGGACCAGUUCUUCGAGAAAUUCUCGAGGAGAGAGCAUUACCCGAAGCUGCAUCGGAGGGCAACCGCUGGAUGGCGUCUUGGGCUUUCUGGAUGCUCGGACGGCGAGAUAUGGCAGUGCGGACACUGAUUUCACCGGUCGAGACGCUAUUACUACCACCAACCCCAACCUCCCCAGCAAGCCCAGGACGAGUGACCCUACAAUCAAAAUCCUACCUCUCCAACGAUCCCGCUCUAGUCGUUCUCUACCACCAACUCCGCGCAAAGACCCUCCAAACUCUCAAGGGCGCUUCAAAGGUUCGACCCCGUGAAGAAUGGGAAUUCGUUCUCCGCAACGCCAGACUGUACGACCGCAUGGGGUGUGAUUUCCUCGCUUUAGAUCUGGUGCGCCACUGGGAGUUCCUCGGCGGAUUACCUAUGAAGGACUCCAUGCAUGCUAAUACUUCUUUCGAAAUGACUGAUAAUGGCGUUGAUUAUCGGAAGUUGCUUCGUCGGCGGAGUAGCCUUGUUGUGGCAGACCUGCCGGUCCGACUUGCAGACUCACGAGUCCUUGCGGCUAAGAAGACUGCGGAUGAAUCGAAGGAAGAGAAACCCAAGCCGAAACCACCUCCGACUAUGUUCCAUGAGCCGGACGCUAAUUCUUUGUUGGAUAGCUUUGGGUUCUAG